Gossypium raimondii (Peruvian cotton) is the source of this 1807-nucleotide messenger RNA. RefSeq names its product cytokinin dehydrogenase 7. Gene Ontology annotation, molecular function: FAD binding; cytokinin dehydrogenase activity. Bases 98 to 1657 code for a protein of 519 amino acids. Lineage: Eukaryota; Viridiplantae; Streptophyta; Magnoliopsida; Malvales; Malvaceae. Gene Ontology annotation, biological process: cytokinin metabolic process. The transcript has 4 exons. The record is from RefSeq and is a predicted model, not a curated record.
AACUUCCAAAGACGGCUCAUCUUUACAGUGCUCUAAAAUCUAAAUAAACUAAAACUACCAUUUCUUUUAUUUGUCUCUUUUGCUUUUGCAUACAAAGAUGAUAGCUUACUUGGGGCGAAUCGUACACAACAACGACGCCGAGUCCAAGCUCGACGACGAUGUUUCCAGCAUAUCUAAAUCCCUCGACCUACAAGGCAGCAUCGAAAACGGUGAUGUUAGCAGUUUAGCCAGUAAAGAUUUCGGUGGUCUUUAUUCGGUUAAGCCCUUGUUCUUAAUCAAACCCUCUGGAGCGGAAGAUAUAAGUCGGGUCGUUAAGCUUGCAUCGAGGACCUCCAAUUUGACGGUGGCGGCAAGGGGUAACGGCCACUCAAUUAACGGUCAGGCGAUGGCCGAGGGGGGGCUCGUGAUAGACAUGUGUUCGACGGAGAAAAACCAUUUCGAAUUCUUGCCAAUCAAUGGCUCUCAUUAUAUCGAUGUUUCCGGCGGGGCAUUAUGGGAAGACGUCUUGACACGGUGCGUCUCGAGGUACGGCUAUGCUCCGAGGUCGUGGACGGAUUACCUCAGCUUAACGGUGGGUGGGACUUUAUCUAACGCUGGCGUUAGUGGACAAGCUUUCCGUUAUGGUCCGCAAACGUCGAACGUGACGGAAUUGGAAGUUGUAACUGGAAAAGGAGAAAUAACGGUUUGCUCCGAAACGCUAAACUCCGAACUCUUUUUCGGAGUCCUCGGCGGGCUUGGUCAGUUCGGUAUUAUUACCCGAGCAAGAAUUAAGCUACAACAAGCUCCAGACAUGGUAAGAUGGAUAAGGGUAGUGUAUUCUGAGUUUGAGGAGUUUACUCGGGAUGCUGAGUUUCUGGUGACUCAGAAAGAAGGCGAGUCGUUUGAUUACGUGGAAGGGUUCGUAUUCUGUAACAAUGAUGAUCCGUUCAAUGGUUGGCCAUCCGUGCCAUUGGACCCGGGCCAUGAGUUCAACCCGACUCAUAUCUCUCAAACCGCCGGCUCAGUCCUCUACUGCCUCGAAGUGGCUUUCCAUUACCGCAACAGUGACCACCCAACUGUAGAUACGGCCGUAAACGGGCUUCUUGGACGGCUACGAUUCGUUGAAGGGUUGAAAUCCCAGGUGGACGUAAGCUACACGAAGUUCUUACUGCGUGUAAACCGAGCGGAGGAACAAGUGAAAGCCAAUGGCACUUGGGAUGGUCCUCACCCUUGGUUGAACCUCUUCGUGUCUAAAUCGGACGUCGUUAAUUUUGAUCGGACGGUGUUUAAAACGAUGUUGAAAGAUGGAGUCGGUGGGCCCAUGCUGAUCUACCCUCUUCUGCGUAGCAAAUGGGAUGAUCGAACGUCUGUGGUGUUACCCGAAGGUGAAAUCUUCUACAUCGUGGCUUUGCUACGCUUCGUUCCCAAUGGCCCAUCUGUUGAAAAAUCGGUUGCUCAAAACCGUGAGAUUGUAAAUUGGUGCAUCAAAGUGGGUUUGGAUUUCAAGUUAUACCUCCCUCACUACCAAUCAAAAGAGGAUUGGGAACGACAUUUUGGGAAUCGAUGGUCAAGAUUUGUGGAGAGGAAGGCUAGCUUUGAUCCUAUGGCCAUACUUGCACCGGGGCAAAAUAUUUUCAGGAGGGACCUACCGAAUAUCAUAAUUGGCAGGGAAUUUUAAUUUUAAUUUUUUUUGCAUAUCAUCACAUUUAUCAUCUUUAAUGUUUCCCCCUAAUUAAUUUGUGGGUUAGGUCAGUUCUGUUUGCAAAUGAUUGAUGACAAUGAAUGUUGCAUUAUCAUUGUAAAGGGGAAAAAAAUCUUCGUCAAAUAA